This is a messenger RNA of Trichomycterus rosablanca, 1652 nucleotides long. Its product is annotated as leucine-rich repeat transmembrane neuronal protein 2-like. Lineage: Eukaryota; Metazoa; Chordata; Actinopteri; Siluriformes; Trichomycteridae. Gene Ontology annotation, cellular component: extracellular matrix. The transcript has 2 exons. Gene Ontology annotation, molecular function: protein binding. The record is from RefSeq and is a predicted model, not a curated record. Bases 1 to 1614 code for a protein of 537 amino acids.
AUGACGGUUUUCUUUCCACGGUGGCCACUAAUGGGAACAGCACCUUCAGCACUUUGUGUGAUCAGCAUGCUACUUUGCCUUCCUGCUGCAUCAUGCACAGCCUGCCCUCAGAGAUGCCGCUGCGAGGACCUGCAGUUUUACUGCGACACACAGGGACUCCUGGCGCCCCCGGACGGCGUGGACAAAGAGGCCACGGGGCUCUCGCUCCGACACAACAGCAUCGGCGAGCUGAAUCAGGACCAGUUUUUCGGAUUCACCCAGCUAACCUGGCUCCACCUGGACCACAACCAAAUACUUAACGUGCAUGAGGAGGCCUUUCAGGGCCUCUACAAGCUCAAGGACUUAAACCUGAGCUCUAACCGUAUCACUAAGCUGCCCAACACAACCUUCAUCCACCUCAUCAACCUCCAAAUCCUAGACCUAUCCUUCAACCAGAUGACCGCACUCGAGCCGGAGCUGUUCCACGGGCUUCGUAAACUCCAGAUCCUCCACCUGAGGUCCAACUUCCUGAGGACUACACCGGUGAGAGCCUUCUGGGACUGCUGGAGCCUGGAGUACCUCAGCUUGAGCAACAACCGACUUCGAAGUGUGGCCCGGAAUGGAUUUGCUGGGCUUGUUAAGCUACGAGAACUCCAUUUGGAGCACAACCACUUGACCAAGAUAAACUUGGCUCAUUUUCCGCGCCUGGUUGCGCUGCAGUUCCUCUAUCUGCAGUGGAACAAGAUUAACAAUCUGACGUGCACCAUGGAGUGGCAGUGGACCACUCUGGAGAAGCUGGACCUUACUGGGAACGAGAUACGUACGCUGACUUCUGAGGUGUUCGAAACGCUUCCCAACCUGAAGGUCCUGCUUCUGGAUAACAACAAAUUGACCAGCCUUGAUAUCCAAAUUAUGGAUAUGUGGAGCUCCUUGACCACCAUCGGGUUGUCCAGCAACCUUUGGGAUUGUACCAAACGGAUUUGCAGCUUGGCGAGUUGGCUGAGUAAGUUCAUGGGUCGAUGGGAGCAGUCUAUUCUGUGCCACAGCCCUGAGUACACCCAGGGUGAGGAAAUAUUAGAUGCCGUGCAUGGAUUCCAACUCUGCCAAAACAUCUCAGCACCUCUGGUAAGGACCAGCACCACGACAGAGGCCACGUUGCCCCAACAGUUUACAGACUCCAUGUUUGGAAAAAUGCAGACACCAACACAGAACCUCUUUGCUGACAACUUUGGGAGGUUUACCACUGGAACUACUACUAAUGCUACUACCAGAACCCAACAAACUAUCACACAGUCCAUUUUGGACACCACUGUGGACGCUACCAUGGACAUCACCACUACAGUGGAAGGACCAGACGUGACUGAAGACUAUACCAUGAGCGGGGACACGAUUCUGACCCAGAGGAUCGUCAUGGGUACCAUGGCUCUUUUAUUUUCUUUCUUUCUUAUCCUUUUUGUAGUCUAUGUCUCGUGGAAAUGCUGCCCUCGCACCCAAAAGCAGAAGGGGACCGAGCAAAGGCAGCCGGUGGCAGACCUGGCGUCGCAGGUGCCCUACAACGAGGGGUCACUCGUGAUUGUAAACGGCUACGGGCAGUGCAACUGUCAGCAACUGCCUUACAAAGAGUGUGAAGUAUGAACUCUAUUUAUUCCUGCAGUUCAUGAGUUUUUUUCAGU